AGCGAAAGGUCAAAGUGCACUGCUAUUUGGCGCGCCACGGACGUCUUUUCCCGUAAAAAAUUCAGCGAUGAGUUGCUUCAAUUUCGUUAUUAUUAUGGUUUUAAGUUAACUUUUAAACAUAAAUCCAUCUCUAAAUCAGCUGGUUUGUUGGCAUCAUCGCAACAGCAUCAUUGACCAAUGAUUGGAAUUAUGAGCACCAAAGCACCCAAGGCCGCAUCUGGCCAGAAUAUGGAUGAUGAUAACCCUAAUAUCAAGUCACCAUCCAGUGCUACUGUGAAGAAGUCAAUGAUAACAUCCUUUUUCAAACCAAAGACACUCAAGCAGUCCCCCGAAACCAGCCAGAACAACCUCAACCAAGGAAACACGGACAGGAGUCCCAUAGCUAGUGGUGUAAAGGUCUCAAGUAGCCAUACUGAGGACAGCUUCAAAGUGAAGGCUGCCAGUAAAGGUCAAGGGUCAGAUGUCAUUUCCAAGGGUCAGAAACAUGAUGGUUUGGAUGGGCCCCUUGAUCCAGAAAAGGGUGUGGCUAAUCAGACAAGCUGUCUUGAUGCCGCCCAGAGAAAAUGCAAACCUGAUAAAGUCAAAGAUUCGACAAGUCAAUUCACGCACGUUAAAAGUAACCCCCGAAAAGCCGCAAGGAUAGAAAGUGUUGGCUGUUUGCCAAAGGAGAGCAGAAAUACCGGCAUAAAGGUUCCACCGAGAUGUUCCCCGGCUCCCGGUAAUGGUGACAAAUCUUCCCAGAAGCGCAAGAAAAAAGUGGAGCUGAACUCCAGCUCUGAUGACUUUGAAGUUGAUAAAAGGACCAAAACGCAAAAAAGGGAGGUCUUGGAACUCAAGGAGGAGAAAAAUCUACUUGAUGGUGAAGUUCCUGAAGAUAAGAUUCCCGAUGGAGGUUUGCUGGACAAUGAUGCAGCCUCGUCCUGUUCUGAUGCAGACAUCUUUGAAGUCAAGGAGCCUACAGGCAACCCAAAAGUGAUUUCAUACUUGGACUUUCUUAACGAAUCCAUGGGGGAGAAUCAAGUUGAUAGAGAUGAAAUUAACUACCGCUCUGAUAAUGAAAUAAAGGAAAUCAAUGACAAAGGUAUGAUGGAGGAUCAUCAUGUUGUGGAGAAACCUCAGACUGAAGCAAAAGUGUUGACAAGAGAGAAGCAUAUUCGAAAGAAAAUAACCAAAACAAAAAGUAAGAAAGACCCCAAAACUUCAGUCAAGCCAAGCAAGUUCAGUACAUCUACAAAAAGUGAAGAGACAUGCAUCAAAAUAGGUUCUGAUGUUGGCCAAGAAAAAGAAUGUGCUCAAAAGGAGAGGGGCGCAGAACCCAAUUCAGCUACUUGUCUUCCAGAUGAUGACAGUGUGCUGACCAUUUCGUACUCGGAGUUCACAGAUGAUAAAACUGGCAGUAAGUCCAGAGAAUCCUCCUCGUUGUCACUGAUGUAUCCAAAGCAAAAGCUGGUCACCAUUGAAGCUGAGGUUCACAGUCCCCCAUGCGAUGAAGCAAUGCAUCCUGGGAAUUCCCCUGUCACCAUUGAUUUGUGCCAUUCUCCAGAGCACGUUCAGACACCAGCCUCAAAGAAGAGGACCUCAAACGUUGUCGUAAGUGUGUCUGAUCUAGAUCUGAUGAUUGUCAGUACAGACGAUGCAUCUGCAUCAGCUGACAGCAGGAAAUCUAAGACAGUGUACAGCAUCUUCCAGAAGAAAGGAACAAUGGAGCAAACUGAAUCUAAAGCGUUGAAGAAACCAGAACCUACUGAGACCUCAAAAGACGCUAAAGAAAUAUCGGAUGUGAAACCUAAACAGGGCCGGUCAAGAAAACGGCAUAAAUGUGCAGAUUUCAGUCCAGAAAACAAAUCUAGGACUUCAACGAAUACCAAUGAUACCUUGAGGAAAGCCCGUCCGAAAACCCAAAAUGGUCGACAAGCAAAGAAGACAUUAAAGAGUAUCUUUGACGGCAUGUCAGAAGAGGAAAAUACAGAGGAAGAAUUUCAAGAAGAGAUAAGUAAAAGGAAUGAAGAGGGUACAAAUAGAAGGAGAGGAAGACCAAAGAAGUCUAGACGUAGAAGUGAUGAGGAUGGACAGGAGACAGGAGGAUCAGAUGCCAAAAAGACUUCUCAGCGAGCAGAGAUUGUUGUUCUGACAUCCACUCCAAAAGCAAAGACGAACAAGAAUACAAAGGCCAGGCAGUUACUGAGGAGAGCCAAGUCACAGCAGAUGAACAAAGCAUCUGCAAUUCCAUCCCAAGCUGAACACAAAUUGAACACUUUGGGAACAAAGUGUGCAACACACGUAGCUCAAAAACAGACAAGACCUGAAUCUGGGAAUCAAACCAGGAAGCAAAGAGAUCUUACAAAUGUUUUAGGAAGGCGAUGCGCUCCAAAAGAGGGAGUUGUUAAGGGCAAACAAGAAGGGAAGACAACAAAAAAGGGUGCUGAGAAAAAGAAAGCAGUCAUCGCAGAGGCUCAAGAGAGAAAACCAACGAAACUCGCACCCAUGUUCACCAAAGAAGGCCGACAAGCCCUCGGCAAAAAGCAGCAGACCCUGGACCGACAGAUCAGCAGCCCUAGCGUGAUGAUCAUCCCUGAUGAUGACGAUGAAACCAGCAGGGACAGUGUGCGUAGUGAUGUGGGCGGAGCAGCCGGAGGGGCUAAGCUGUUUAGUGAUGCGCUAGUGAGAAGCAGGGAUGCAGAGGCAGAGCGAUCUUAUCCGCCUUUCCCAACAAUUAGCCAUGUUCUUCAGAUGGCUCCAGAGAUUGAUGGAAACAGAGAUUGGUGGAACCUACCUGCUCCUGGCAGUCUGGGAAAAUUCCUUAUAGCAGACAGGAACUGCACAUUAAAGAUGAUCAACAAGAAAUCAAAAAUGGUCGGUCAUCAUAUGAGACUUGGAGAAUUUACCAGAUGCUCUGCAGUAGGAGAGAAAACUCCAUUUUUCAAGAGCUUCAGUGGUCACCCAGAGUUAAGCCAUGAUACCCAACGACUAAUCCUGGAUCAGAUUAAAGCGGCUAAUCCCCGAUUCCCAGUCAACAGGGUCUUCAAGCGGUACCUCGCCAAGCGGAAAGGGGAACCAUUGAUACCCAAACCACUGCAAGGCGAAGGAACAUCAGAGGCCAAAGGCAGCCCAAAACCAGACACCAACUUCACAAAGCUGAAAACUGCGAAACCCUCUGCCAAGCGUAAGUCAGAGGUCUUGGAGCAGCAAGCUACCUCCAAGAGAAGGAAGGUUGCCCCAGAAGAGUCUGCCGAGAAGUCGGAAACAGAGUUCAUUGGGAAGAUUCGCCUCAGAAGACGUAGUAGUAGAUGGGUCAUAAGAGAUGAUGAUGAAGAAGAAACAAAAGAUUGCAAGGAACAACCAAAGCCAAGAAGGAGCUCCAGACAAUCGGAGCAAGCGGUCAAGAAGGAGGGCGGUGCCACGGAGCUUAAAGAACGGCGGACACUGAGGACAAGACGAGGCAAGACGCCAGGCAAGGUAGAGGCAGAGAAAGAAGGAUGCAAAGAGGCAGUGGAAGCCAAGACUGUGGAGUCCAAGGCUGACAAACUUGCCAGUCUACCAUGGACAGAGAAAUACCAACCAAUCACAGGUGCCGAGAUCAUCGGCAAUGGACAGGCCAUGAAACGACUGACUGGAUGGCUGACAGAAUGGAAGAAGAAAACUGCGAGGAUCAAGAAGAAAAUGAAGAGGCAACAAGGCAAACAACGGAGCAAGACCCUCCCAGCUUUGCCAAUGGAAGACAGUGACAGUGACUUUGAUUUAGGAAGCGACAGCGACAACAGCGAUAGUGACGAUGACGACGAUUCGCUGAGUAACGCCAUGUUGAUUGUGGGUCCUUGCGGUUGUGGCAAGACAGCCGCUGUCUAUGCUUGUGCCAAGGAACUUGGUUUCAAGGUAUUUGAGGUGAAUGCAUCGUCAAAGCGUACCGGCAAGCAAAUACUGGCUGAUUUGGGAGAGGCCACCCAAUCACACCACCUGACGGCACAUCACCAUGGCAACAGCAGCGGCGCCCUCAAGAGUUUCUUCCCACUCAAGUCUCCUCCCAAGUCCGUUGGCAAGCCGGAGACCAAGAAGACGCCUAUCCCAAAAGCCUUUGCUGCGUUUUACAAAGCAGGGGCAGAUGCUGCAGCAGUCAAACUGGGUGGCAAAAAGACCAAAGCUCCAACCAAAAAGAGCCCCAAAAAAUCUCAAGUCAAACAGUCCAAGUCUGCAGCCCAGACCCCCAAGGAGGCCCAGCCACUGCAAGCCGCUGCCGUCAUCUCUGGUGGAUGUCAGGAAGGUGCACCAGGACAGAGGCUAACGAGCACGUCACUCAUUCUCUUUGAGGAUGUUGAUGUUGUUUUUGAGGAAGACAAAGGUUUCUUGUCGGCCAUUGCCACAUUCCUGAAGACCACUAAGAGACCAAUCAUACUCACCACCUCAGAUGGUCGAUUUCCUGAGAUGUUUGAGGAGAGAUAUGAAAUGGUGACAUUCCGGAAACCACCUUCUUCACAACUAGCCACCCACCUUCAGCUGCUAUGCCUGGCUGAGAACGUCAACGCAUCCCACGCGGACCUCCACCAUCUCGUCUCACUGCUUGACCGUGACGUCAGACGCUGCUGGCUGGCUGCACAGCUCUGGGUCAACUCGGGAGCAGAUCAGAGAUCAAAGGCAGAGGACUCGGACUCUGGUAAAGCUCAAACAGUGGACAAAAGCUCAAAGGUUCUUGGCGAGGAAGACACGGAGACUAACAAAGGCGAUGGUUAUGAUAAUGCGGUGACCAGGAUGCAUGGCAAUUGUUUUGAAAGCACCAUGGGAUUGUGCAAUCUGUCUGGUGGUGGGAGUGGAGUCUCCUCAAUGUUAAAAAUACACAGAAGUGAUGGAUCCUACCUUCACACAAGUUCUGCAAUCACUGAAAGGUUCCAGAAAGAAAACAAUGCAUCUGUGUUCUUCAGAAACAUUCACACAUUGCUACCUCCAUUCAGUUCAAUGGAUUCUUUCUGUGCAAAACAGGAAAAUUCAACUGACCAAUCACAAAUGGACUCCAAACCUCCGGCGUCCAAUGGCAGAACUGCUACAUUGUUAACCCACAAAUUGGUGUCUUCGCUGGCCACUUUUGCAGACGACAUCUCGUUCUUGGAUUCUCAUACACUUUUCCCUCGGCAUGAUGGGAAGGGUCUUAGUGAAAAUGGCUGGUGGGGGGCAGAGCUCAAAUCUUCACUUUUACUGGAUCCUGCUGAAUCUGACGGUCCCAGUUGUGUGAUGCUAGACACUGGUUCGUCCAUCAGGGGUUUCCUGGAAGCUGCUAGUUUUAACCGUUGCCAUAGAAACUAUGAGAAGGCUGUCAACCAAUUCAAGCACUUACAUCGGUUGCCAAGAGACAAUUGUCAUAACAACAUGCAAGAGGAAACACCACAAAUGAUUACAAAACCAGCUGAGAUUCAGUCAAGAUGUGACCAAGACAGAGAGAGUGUCCUGAAGCUGGAUCAAGAUGAUUGCACAAAAUGCCCAGAUAUCUACUCGACCAUAGUGAACAAACUACCACUGUCCGUGCACUGUAAUCACCAAGUGUUAUCCAUGGAGUAUCUGCCGACAUUAAGAUGCAUGUGUCGAUCAGAGCAGAUACGCGAAGAAUUGAAGAUCAAACGAAGAUUUCUACACUACCUCGACUCCAUCUCUCUGAAUCUCAAGAAGACUGACCAGAUCACCAUGUGCUCAAUCAUGGAGGCGAAGCAGCCAGCCAACCAAGAUGAUAAGCCAAAGGAAAACGUGGACGGACUGUAGAAAGUAUGAUCGCAAUAUCAAAGCAGCCUUCUUAAAAUUCUUAAGAGUUUGCAACGUGAAUACUUACAAUGUACCAUGGCAUCAGAAAUUCGCACCCAUGUUCACUUUUACGCCGAAUGUGAAACUGCUUUAAUGUGAACAACGGUUGUGACAACUUUCUUAAAUUCCCCUGAGAAUUAUACAUGUAUGCUAGGUGAAAUCUUGUUGUCUGUAAACCUUUGGUACCAAUUCAUCAUGAAGGACACAAAAAUCCAAGUAGAGUUUUGUGAAGAGAUGCGAGAAAACGCAUCCUAAAUCAACAGUGCUGUCGCAAGUGCAUGUUUUAGGCAAUUUGUAUUAGAGAACACUUGAAUCAAACAAUAUAUUGGGUUUUUCAAAAUCAAUACUUUGGGGAAUCUGCUUUUUUGGGAAUACCGAUCUGUUUUGUAGUGAGGUUUUUUGUGUAAAUAUUUGACUUUUUCAUAUUAAAACAUUGUAUUGUUAAUUGGAGAAUCAUUGUUUGCAAACCAAAUCAUUCAUAUUGAAAUUCAAACAAUAAAAAUGUUAUAUUUUUAACAAAGUUUUUAUGACCAUGUUUGAUAUAAAUUAAUAAAACUAAACAUUCAUCUGAAAGCAGCUAUCUUGAUUGUUGAUGUUAUCAAUAAUGCAUUUUCAAAUUGUUUAUGAAAAAUGGUUAAACAUAUUAAUAGGUCAUUGGGGAGCAGCUUUGCAUUAAUUUUUUUACCCUAAUGUUUGUGGCUACAUUUUUGUAUUUAUUAACACCCAGAAAUGAAUGAAUUGAUUCAAACUACAAACUUGUCCUUACUACAUGUUGGCUGCUAAAAAUGUGACUUCACUCAUGGUCAACUCAACACAUGCUGACCAGCGUGGCCCAAAAAUGUCAAAGAUUUUUAACUAUGAAGGGCAUUAUAAUAAGGGAUUAAAUGUGUGCUGGGGAGGUUUUAAUCACUCUGUUUAAGACCGCUUGGAGUCUGGGUGCUGAUAAUGGAUGACUUCGGGUUUAUUGAAAUCGUGUUACAAUAAACAAAAGCAUUAUGGAAAUAGGAGUAAGAGCUCGACCAAGCUUGCUUUUUAUAAAAAAUACAAUAAUGUUUUCAAUAAACUCAAGCGUAUGGCCAAAACUUUGUAUUAUCAAAAUAAGCUUAAUGAUUUAAAAGGCAAUGCUAGAGAAACUUGGCGAAUUCUUAACUCAAUGAUUAAACUUAGUCCUAAA
Patiria miniata (bat star) is the source of this 6955-nucleotide messenger RNA. RefSeq names its product ATPase family AAA domain-containing protein 5-like (gene atad5). NCBI's taxonomy places the organism in Eukaryota, Metazoa, Echinodermata, Asteroidea, Valvatida, Asterinidae. The record is from RefSeq and is a predicted model, not a curated record. Gene Ontology annotation, cellular component: nucleus. Gene Ontology annotation, molecular function: ATP hydrolysis activity; DNA binding; ATP binding.